AUGCCACUAGAUCUGGUGGGGAAGCUGCACCGUACGGUCUACAUUGAAGGCUGCCCGUCGACGGUGCGGGAGGAUCUUUUGCGAUUACUUGUGACAAAAUGUGGCGCCAUCGAGGGCUGGGAUGUCACGGGCGAGCGGCUCAUCGUCGUGUUUAGAAGCAUGAACAGCAUCAGCACCGCCAUCACGUUUAACGGCACAGCCUUUGGUGAUCUGACGAGCAAACUGUUUUUGUGGGUGGCCACCGAGUCACCUCCAGCGGGGGUGGCACAGCAGCUGGCCAUUGCAGACGGGAGCGGUGCCGCAAGAGGCGGUUCGCGUACUGCGGAGGAAUUGAAGUCCGCACGGGAGCGACGUGAAAAACGACUAGCCGCCAUCCGUUCAGAACUGGCGCCCGAGAUUGAGAUUGCGCAGAGCAUGGAGAGCGACGAGACGAGGCGGUUGAAUCUCUGCGUGAGGCAGCUCAAGGCCCUCGGGACGCUUACCAGCCACGCUCUUGUUGAGGCUGAGCAAAAACUAGAGGAUAUCUCCACGCACCUGGGUGCUUCGCAGAGGCUACUGGAGAGCCUGCGCGCGAAAAAGCUUGCCAAGACGAUGGCUCUGUCCACCGGGCAUGCGGACACCCCUGAUACCGCCACAGCGACUAGCGCCGCAGCUGACCUCCCUGGAGUGUUGGGCGAACGCGAAGAUGUGGAAGAAAGUGUAAAAGCGAUGGUGGCCAAAGCGGAAGAUAUCGGCCAGUGGCGGAAGCACUCUCGAGGAAGUUGA
This is a messenger RNA of Trypanosoma rangeli, 765 nucleotides long. RefSeq lists its product as uncharacterized. Bases 1 to 765 code for a protein of 254 amino acids. The record is from RefSeq and is a predicted model, not a curated record. Gene Ontology annotation, molecular function: nucleic acid binding. Lineage: Eukaryota; Euglenozoa; Kinetoplastea; Trypanosomatida; Trypanosomatidae. The transcript has a single exon.